Molecule: messenger RNA, 1816 nt
Organism: Parus major (Great Tit)
Lineage: Eukaryota; Metazoa; Chordata; Aves; Passeriformes; Paridae
Gene: ARCN1
Product: archain 1
Exons: 10
Coding region: 104-1633 (509 amino acids)
Biological process (GO): retrograde vesicle-mediated transport, Golgi to endoplasmic reticulum; Golgi localization; endoplasmic reticulum to Golgi vesicle-mediated transport
Cellular component (GO): COPI vesicle coat; cytosol
Source: RefSeq, a predicted model, not a curated record
UAUUUCCGGGUGCGGACGUGGCGCGUCGCCGCCAUCUUGCGGGGCCGCCCGGGAACCGGAGAGAGCGGAGGGCCCGAGUGCGGAUCCUGCCGCCGCCGCUGCUAUGGUGCUGUUGGCAGCCGCCGUGUGCACGAAGGCAGGGAAGGCCAUCGUGUCCCGGCAGUUUGUGGAGAUGACUCGCACCCGCAUCGAGGGGCUGCUGGCAGCAUUCCCAAAACUGAUGAACACAGGGAAGCAGCACACAUUUGUGGAGACAGAGAGCGUGCGGUACGUCUACCAGCCCAUGGAGAAGCUCUACAUGGUGCUGAUUACCACCAAAAACAGCAACAUCCUGGAGGACCUGGAAACACUCCGACUCUUCUCUAGAGUGAUCCCUGAAUAUUGUCGAGCUCUGGAAGAGAAUGAGAUCUCAGAGCACUGCUUUGACCUAAUCUUUGCCUUUGAUGAAAUUGUCGCCCUGGGCUACCGCGAGAAUGUAAAUCUGGCGCAAAUUCGGACCUUCACAGAGAUGGACUCACAUGAGGAAAAGGUGUUUCGGGCAGUCAGAGAGACACAGGAACGUGAAGCAAAAGCUGAGAUGCGCCGUAAAGCGAAGGAGUUGCAGCAGGCCAGGAGGGAUGCAGAGAGACAUGGCAAGAAGGCACCAGGUUUUGGCGGCUUUGGCAGCUCGGCCGUGUCUGGAGGCGUGACAGCAAUGAUCACAGAGACCAUCAUUGAGACUGAGAAGCCCAAAGUGGCACCAGCACCAGCCAGGCCUUCAGGUCCCAGUAAAGCCUUGAAACUCGGUGCUAAAGGGAAGGAAGUGGACAACUUCGUGGACAAGCUGAAAUCAGAAGGAGAAAAUAUCAUUACUUCUGUAGGCAAGCGCUCUGCAGAAGCAGCCAAAGUUCUCGCUCCUCCCAUUAACAUGGAGAGUGUACACAUGAAAAUAGAGGAGAAAAUCUCCUUGACUUGUGGCCGUGAUGGAGGGUUGCAGAACAUGGAGCUUCAUGGCAUGAUCAUGCUGCACAUCUCUGAUGAAAAGUUUGCACGUAUUCGGCUGCAUGUAGAAAAUGAAGACAAGAGGGGAGUGCAGCUACAGACUCACCCAAAUGUGGACAAGAAGCUCUUCACUACAGAGUCACAGAUUGGUUUGAAGAACCCAGAGAAGUCAUUCCCUAUUAACAGCGACGUGGGUGUGCUGAAGUGGAGGUUGCAGACUACAGAAGAGUCCUUCAUUCCAUUGACAAUUAACUGCUGGCCAUCAGAGAGUGGGAACAGUUGCGAUGUUAACAUUGAAUAUGAGUUGCAAGAGGAGAGCCUAGAGCUGAAUGAUGUGAUCAUCACCAUCCCUUUGCCGUCUGGUGUUGGCGCCCCAGUGAUUGGGGAGAUUGAUGGUGAAUAUCGCCACGACAGCCGGAGAAACCUCCUUGAGUGGUGCCUGCCGGUGAUAGAUGCCAAAAACAAGAGUGGUAGCCUGGAGUUCAGCAUAGCAGGGCAGCCAAAUGACUUCUUCCCAGUGCACGUCUCCUUCAUCUCCAAAAAGAACUAUUGCAACAUACAGGUUACCAAAGUGACCCAGGUAGAUGGGAACAGCCCUGUAAGGUUUUCCACUGAAACCACCUUCCUGGUGGACAAGUACGAAAUCCUGUAAUGCUAGACGUGGUGACGCGCAAUGGAAGAAAUUUUUAAAUUAAAAAAACACGAGGCCGACGUUUAUUCUGAAUGUUGGGAACGCCACAGCCCCCUCUGCUAAGACAUGUGGCUCUGUCUGCCAUCUACAGUGUUCCUGGGUCACAGACAUUUUUUGCAGAGAAGACGUGCUCGUGGGGAGAAA